Molecule: messenger RNA, 5068 nt
Organism: Paramacrobiotus metropolitanus
Lineage: Eukaryota; Metazoa; Tardigrada; Eutardigrada; Parachela; Macrobiotidae
Exons: 12
Coding region: 26-4987 (1653 amino acids)
Biological process (GO): proteolysis
Molecular function (GO): zinc ion binding; metalloendopeptidase activity
Source: RefSeq, a predicted model, not a curated record
UGCGGAGCACGUGCAGUAUUUGACAAUGGUUUUCUUUAAGUUGCUUUUCUGGUGUAACGCCAUAGCGGGUAUCAUCGCGAACUGGGAUGAUCGCGACUAUCAUGAUGACUGGGAUGAUGUGGUUGUCGACCUACCCUAUGACUGGGAGAUGCGCAUGGACCCGGCCACGAUGCAAACACAUUUAGCAAACACGAGUUCAGGCGCAUUUCUGCAAGACGACAUCAUGUAUGCGGAUGACUUUGGCAAUCAAAGCAACAGAGAUAUCAUUGCGCAAGUUAGCCGGCUCAGGCUGUGGCCCAACGGAAAAGUUCCUUUCCAAAUAAGCAAAUUAUUUGCUGCUCAAGAUCAGUUUAUUAUUCAACAUUCUAUCUCGCUGAUCGAGGCAAAAACGUUCAGAUGCGUGACGUUCACAAAAAGAACAGACGAACAGGACUACAUCAUGUUCCGACCGAGCAACAAUUGCUCCUCUUUCGUGGGAUUUCAUGGCGGAGCGCAGGCUAUAUUCUUAGAUCCCCGACGCUGUAUCCAGAUAGGAAGAGUGCAGCACGAGAUCCUGCAUGCACUGGGCCUCUAUCACGAGCACAGUAGACCGGACCGCAAUACCAGCAUAAUACUCUAUGAAGACCAAAUACAGGAAGGUCAUGAAGCAGACUUUCGAAUUAUUCCCAACAUGCCGACAUUUGGAACGGCCUACGACCUGGAAUCGCUCAUGCAUUAUGGGCCAUAUGAUUUCGCCAAAACCGACCACGAGGUCAUGAUCCCUAAAUAUUCCGGGAAAUCCUAUCGCAUGGGCCAACGGCUGGGAUUAAGUGUGCGCGAUGCGGCCAAGUUACGCACCGCCUACCGAUGCCAAAUUGAGCAGGAGGACGGCAUGGACCAGCCGGUUUCCCCUUUGCCCACAUUCUCUGGCGAAGCUAUGAGUCCAGAACAGUGUGCUGUGCAGUUCUCCGACAACUGCAGGCCGAAAAUUGGCAGUCGAGAUAACUGCUCUUUUAUCCUGUCGCUGGAAGUUCGAUGCCGCGGUAAUGCCAGUGCAGAAGAAAUCCACGUCGUGGCCACUGCUAUGGCGGCACCGCCGCUCCGUGCUAUCCGGGUGGCAUUGGUCGAAGACCAGAUCGAAGCGUUAGCGCUCGCUCCGGUGGCGGAGCAGGUUGUAGUUCUUCUUAUGAUGUACUGCUCGGCUCGCGAUCCCACAUCGAAACUUCCGGGGCUGGCGUUUACGAAUUUGCUGGAAUUCGUCCUGGACAGCUGCUCUAAUGUGGUAAUAAAACGGAGUGAUUUUCAAAUCUCACUGAAGCUGAGAUCCAUUAUUUUUUCCAACGUGACAAUUGUCUAUCUGGAAGACGGUACUUUCAACAAUUUACCAGAUCUCCAGAUCGUGGCGUGGCAUAAGGAUCUUCCACAUACUUUCGGCAAAAGUAACCACGAAGGACGCCGGUUCGUCCUUAACUCUUAUCAAGAGUACGAUUCCGGCCUUGAAAUGCAAGGAUUCUUAAAACGAUUACACUGUGAUUGUCAGUUCGCAUGGUUGAGAAAAUGGCUAGCGCAGAAUACGGCACUUAAGCGUUCAGUAAAGCCCGGAGAGGUUUACAUGUUGGCUGGUUAUAUGGGCAGCUUCGGACUACAGGCCACUGACGUGUUUCUUCCUGUGGAUUGUGCUGCAGAACCAUUUCCCUGGAACCUCGACAUGAUUGAUCCUACCCAAACGGCAUUCUCCCGCAAUGAACCACGAUGUCAAAAAAAGCCAGCUAACGUUACAUACAACAAUUACAAGCUACUGCGAACGUUCUCUUCAGAUCCGAUCGAUGUGGAGCAGUGUUUCCUACAGUUCAGUAGGACCUGCGCACCGGAUGCAUCCAGAUUCCCUUCCGCUGACGAUCUGAUAGAAUACUGCCUGAUGAGCUACGUAGCGAACAUAACCGCUUUACAAAUUAACUGCGCUGGUCUCUCUACCACACUGCGAGAAGUGCAAGAUAUCGCCUUUUCUUUCGCGAAACCUCCCUUGCGAGCCGUCGAACUGCUGUUAACCGACGGAGGUCACGUCGUGUACCAUGCCUUCUCUCCGAUCCGAGCGCAGGUUCUCGUUCUUAGCUUGUUCGACUGCGUUGAAUCCCGCACAACCGAUAAAAUAUCGAGUCUGGGAUUUGGCAAUCUAAGGCGGCUGACGCUGACAGGUUGUCGGGACCUGGUCAUUGAGGCUGAGGAUUUUAUCACGGUUCCCCAUAUUCAGAUGCUGCUCCUAUCAAACUCCACGGUAACGGGAAUGACGGAGAUGACCUUUAGCCAACUAUUACAUCUGGAGGUACUUUCUGUGGAAUUCGAAAUGAACAGGAUGCGUGAUAAACUGUUGUUGGAUAAGCAAUUUGUUGAUUACGUACACAACCUCCACUGCAGCUGUCAGUUUGCUUCGUUCCGGAAAUGGCUACAGCAGCGCUUCAUUGAUAAAAUGAAACUCUGGCACGCCGAUGAGAUCUUUUUUAAAACCUGGACCGCACAGUCGGUAUGCCGAAACCGUGUUAUAUCCGACAACGGAGCGGUUAUAAUGCUGCAGGAUAACGAAGGAUUCUUCCGCGAGGAUUACCACAAGUGGAUCUGCUUGGCUAAAGAAGAUUUGUAUUUACCGGUGGACUGCGGCAUUGCAGAGUUCACUAACGCUUGGUUAUCUGCGGAUUACAGCAUAACCAAUUUUUCUGUCAACGAAACAACAUGCAAAAAAUCCAUUGUAACAGAAUGCCCAGGCUUAAAUUGCCUAUUCACGCCACGCCCACUGACAUCGAAGAGCGACAGAAAAUUCUAUGGCGCUUAUACGAAAGACUGGAUGAUCAACAUCAACCAGCAAGUGACAAGAGAGCGCAGAUCGGAAUUCACGACACUGGAUGAUACAGCGACAUUUCAUCAUUAUGACGACCAGGCGCUUAACAAUAAUUCGGCACUGCAGGAUGCAGGUCGUCUGCCCGAUAACGGUAUUUGGCCGCAGAACGGCAAAAACAUUCCAUACUCAAUUGACGCUAAUUUUGAUGCGGUUGAUCAAGCGGAAAUUCUCGAUGCACUCCAUGCGAUUGAGUCUCGCACCUUGCAAUGCUUAACCUUCAUCAGAAGAACGAACGAAGAUGACUGGAUUGCGUUUUUGAAAACAAAUAAGAAAAGGUGUCAGUCACAUGUGGGCAAGCAAGGUGGCCAGCAGAAUAUAACUUUAUCCUACGCCUGCGUCACCCGCGGGACUAUCCAACAUUUGGUUCUGCAUGCUCUCGGCCUCUUCCAUGAACACCACCGCCCGGAUCGCGAUGACUACGUGGACAUUUACUACAAUCACACUGACCUUCUCCCCACUGAUAUCAUGUUGCGCAGAUUCCCAAACAUGUCGACGUAUGGAACGGAUUAUGAUCUGGAGUCGAUCAUGCACUAUGGUGUGUACGAUCUGGCCGAUCCACGCCAUCCCAACCGACCGGUGUUCGUUCCCAAAAACCUACCAAAAGGGAAACGCGUCAAACUGGGCCAAAGGCGCUCGCUCAGCGCUAAGGACAUCGUCAAGCUGUGGACGGCGUAUAACUGUACCAUCCAGAAGGACCGGCCGUUGGGCGUCGAACCCGUUCCGGAUUUCCAACGCACUAGGCUGUCGUUAGCGCACUGUCAGACCUUGACAAAGCUGAAAUGCUGCAACAUAUCCGCGCUAAGCUGCAGCCAAUCAAAAACUAUCCGAUUGUUAUGCGACUUCGACACAACCAGUAGAGACUGGAAGGACGUUUCGACAACGAUAGCCACGUUUCCUUUACAUGCGAUCACCUUACAUUUAUUUGACAACCAUGAACUGCGGAGCGGCGGAAGCGCUACACGCACUUUUGAUCCGAUUCGGCGGCAAAUUGUUCUGCUGACGUUCAGCUUCUGUACGGGUGUGUACUCCGCAGCCCUUAUAUCGUUACUGCGUUUCGCUAAUCUGGUGAACUUCACGGUGAGGUUCUGCUACGAAGUGGUCAUAAGGAAAAUGGAUUUUAUUGGGCUGGAUCGGCUGGAAAUCGUGAUCUUCAGUUUCAGCACCAUACAGAGUUUAGAAUGGGACACCUUUAGCAUUUUACCGGCACUGAGAAUUCUCAGUCUGGAGAACAACAUAUACACCAAUAGGAGUAUGCGAAUACGGCAAAAUAACGUCAGUUAUAUGGGAGUGGAUCAGCGCGUUGCCUAUAUUCGGAGACUGCAUUGCAGCUGUGAUUUUGCCGCUUUUCGUUUAUGGAGAAAUGCCAAUAAGAAUCUACUGUUUAAUGUGCUUGAGGGAGAAAUUCAUUACAUUGACGGCGUUAUGCGAAACGAUGAAAUUGCCGCGCGAGAGAUUUUUUAUCCAGUUGACUGCCUUGCUGAUCCUUUUCCAACUGUGGAAAGCGCGUUUAACUAUUCUCAAACGAAUUAUUCCAUAAACGAACCACGGUGCGGUUUGCCCUCAGCCGUUGAGCGGCCCAACCAAACUGAAUCUACCAAAAUACCGAUUCAGAGACCGGAAACUGCUGGUCGGAACCACUCGAAUCCUUAUCAAGAUAGCGAGGAAUGGCCUCUCUUGUUCAAUACUUCCAUGCUUUCGCACCGGUUAUUCACGACACCGAGCCCGGAAAAAGACACUACAGCCGCCGCCAACCAGCAAGCUGACUCGGGCAAAUGGUUGUAUUCUUGCCUGGGUGUACUGGCCGUGCUGGUUUCCAUUCCCGUUAUAUAUUUUAUUUGGCGCUGGUCAAAAGAGCACCGUUCCAGUACCAAGAAUCCGGCCUCGACGAAUACUGAUCGUUAUUCUGCCGACAACGGAUAUCCUAUGGGAUCUCCAGCUGAAGCGGAUCAGUCCAUGGAACUAUCGGUUCGGAGUCGGGACGACAAAGAGGGUUCCAUAAGUUCAGCUUCCGACAUAGUCGAAGCUGCGCAACUGUUAGGUGUCGCACCGGCUGCUGACACUAGCUCCUUAGAGUCUGCAUCUGGUGUGGAUAAAAUGGCGAAUACAGAAAAUUAACCUUACGCUCAUUGGGAAAUAAGAGAGAAUUUUGCUAUCUACUCUGUACCAGGGGCAGCAGCUAUACUGGUGCAAGGCUGA